Molecule: messenger RNA, 10425 nt
Organism: Symbiodinium sp. CCMP2592
Lineage: Eukaryota; Dinophyceae; Suessiales; Symbiodiniaceae
Source: the annotation of a GenBank genome assembly
AUGGGGAAAGGGCGCAUGAAGGAGGUAGAAACUUGGCACUCCUUUAUGGAGACGCUGACUCUGCAUCCUGUGAAGAAGGAGAUUGUGCAAGCUGACUUGAAUCCCGAGACUGCAGCGCGUAGCUCCAAGCUGUUCUACUACUUGACGCAGUCCCUCGCCAAGUGGGAGCGGGGAAGCGAGCUCUUGAGGUCCUGCUCGAGGAGGCAGGGGCAGAGCGCCUGCGGCUACGAGGUGAUUAGAACGAUUACCUCUCAGUACUCCAUCGUGUCGCGGAUGGAAGCUGUCUUCGUGAGAGAACAGGCUUUGAAGUUGUACCAGCACGUUGGGCAUCUGAAGAGGCCCACCGACUUGAUUCGACAUCUUGAGGAUUCGUUUUCGAAGACUGAAGCGAAGCUGAGCAACUUUCCGGAGCUUCAGCUGUCUGAGGCUGACCGCUGCUCUGUCCUUUUGCAGAGCUUGGGUGCAGAAGUGCGUCAGUACGUGGUACUGCACGGGUCCAGCUCGAACUGGGAAGCUUUUCGAAGGACGCUGACUUACUACGAGGAGCAGCUGCGACUGUGUGAGGCCCCUGGGUCUUCGGGCCGAGCCUUGCAGGAGAAGCUUUGCGACUACUGCGGGAAGAAGGGCAGAAGGGACACACAGCCGACAAGUGUUGGCAGCGCCAAAAGGAAGAACGUGAACGCGGUGGUGCUCCGAAGGGCAAAGGGAAAGGAGACAAAGGAAAGCCGAAAGGCAAAGGCGACCAGACUCCCAAGGGAUCUGGCACGCCUCCCGGAGUCCGAGGCCGAGUCGGGAGGAAGCGCAACAGUGAUGGCGAUGAGGUUUUCCUGUCCUGGGCGUGGUUCUUCGGAGCCCUCUUCUGCGGAACGCCGUGUUCUGAGCCAGCCUGAGAGACCUGAGCCGUCCGCCCUUGUAGUUCCGAAGCCGGGUUCAGGACCCGAAGGGUCGCCUGGGUCUGAGAGUCGAGGUUCUGAGUCUAUGGGCUCCUUAGGAUCCCGUGUGUUGAAGCACGGCGACGUAGCUCAUGUCUGCAAGGCCCUCGAGACUACUCCUGGGGACCUGUGGCUAGUCGAUAGUGGAGCCACCUGCCACAUUGUUUCAGACAAACAUCUCUCAGGAUUUCGUGUUGUCAAGAAGUACGACCGAACGGCCAAUCUGUUCAACGCCUCGGGUGGUGCGAUCGUCGUUUCGGGGGUUGUCGACCUUGAGGUUCAUUUUGGAGAUGUUUUCCUGAGGUUGGAAGAGGUCUUGGUGGCGGAUGUUGGGUUCAACGUUGUUUCGCCUUGGACCGGGUCGGAACGGGGCUGGAAAACCUAUCUAGCCAAAUCGGGAUCACGAUUGUACAAAGGAAACGGAAAGAAGAGCAUCAAGCUGAUGGGCGCUUCGCGCGCCUGGUGGGCUCUGAGCGGGAGGUCCAAGGGCCGGGGGAAAGAGAAUUCUUCCAGACGCCCCCCGAAAGGGAUCGAGGAUAUGGAGAUAGAUGCCUUGAAGGACCGCGACCUGCUAGGAUCGAGCAAGGAGUCCACCGCAGGACCCCAGAAGCCUGGAGAAGGAAUCCUGAAGAAAGGAAGAAAGACUUCGGAAGAAGACGAGUCUGGCCGCCACGCUUUGGCUGCCACUCCUUUUGGGUUUCUGCUUCGGGGUCUUAGGGCGGAAGUUGCUCCAAGAGCGCCUGCACCACGGGAGAUUGAGCUUUGUGAUUUUCUAGAAGAGUCUAGUGACUUUAGGCAGUGCACGGCGCUUGAUGUUAGGAAACAGUUGCAUGCUGGCAUGUCGCUUGAUUUUAGGAAACAGUCGCAUGUUGGCAUGGCUCUUGAUUUUAGGAAACAGUCGCAUGUUGGCAUGGUGCUUUGCAUGUUUUUGGCAUGUUUUUCCAUGGUUUUGCGAUGGCAUGUUUUCAUGAUGGACAUGGUUGUGCAAGCGCAGUGGGUUUUUGCUGCUGUGCUCAAGCGGGCUUUUACCCUUACGGUUUUUGCAGAAAGACUCGGCAUACGCCUCUUUUUCCUGCUAUGGGAAACUAUCUGGGCGGAUCAAAGCCAGAAUGCGAGUGCCGGUGCGAAGUGUGCGGAAAGCAGGUCUGCGUCAGACGCAAACCUGCGCACACCCAUCAUUAUUGCUGGGCCUGUAUCCAACACUGGUCGGGGGUGCAAUGGCUACGUGCCCACGACGAAGUUCCAGAUUCGCAGUAUGCUGAGAGCGAUGCUGAUGGUAGCAUUGCAGCUGGUUGGGUCUUGCUUGAUGGCAAGUGAGGAAGACAGACCCUUCAGCCACAAGAGGGUAGAAAAAGGGUUGCGAAAGCAGUUGCCUGAGCUUAGGAAGCAGCGGCAUGAGCCUAGGAAGCAGAUGCGUGAGCCUAGGAAGCAACUGCGUGAGUCUAGGAAACAGCUGCGUGAACCUAGGAAACAGUGGCAUGUUGGCAUGCUUGGCUUGAUUUUGCAAACGCUGAUGUUGCCGAAUCCGUUUUUCUCUUUGGUGAAGAGAGGUCUCCCUUUGGAGAUCAUAAUGGACGGUGCCAGCGGGGACAAGUUUACCCCGAGUGUUGCUUUGAGCAGCCCAGGCUCUCCUGGGAAACCGCCUACUCCACCGGCUUUGGAGAGCCCCUCUUUCGAACUACCGGGGGUCGAGCCGCCGGGUGGGGGACCAUCGUCGCCGGUGGCGGUCUACCCGUCGCCAGUGGUGACGGAAGCAGCGGAGAGCUCUGCAGACGGCCCUUCGCAGGCAGAUGCUGCUGGAAGCCCUGUGGAGGAGAAUGCUGCGAGGAGUCCGCCGAAGGCGGAUAUUGCAGAGAGCCCUUUGUUCUCAGAGAGCGAAGGGGAGGAGAGUUGGGGCACCCAGUGGCCGAAUCCUUCGAAGCGCCUGCGCGCUGGGGUUCCUUCAAAGGUCGAGGGGCCUACGCCACCGCGGGUUGGAAUCCCGGCGAAUAUCUCGCCGGGCUCGCUGAGCCCUCCGUUUGGUGCUGUUCAGGUGGAUGUGGGAACCCAACUCCUCCUGAGAGCGUUGAGGCUGGAGGCUGGCCGCAGAUGGGAGCAUGCGGAAACACUGGGCCUUGCAAAGGUCUCGGUCGACUCUACCGAGCCUAUUCCGUUGCUCUCGCACUUGGCGGGGAUUCCAGCGAACAUGAACGAUGCCUACGAUGCCCCAUCCCUGGCAUUUUGUGCGCCAGGCCACGCCUUGAGAGCACUUUGCUCUCCGACGGCGACGAUGCUUGGUCCGAUAGGCCUGCCCGACCUAGAGCAUCCAGCUGCUUGGCUACCAGCCACUCCAGUGAUUCCUGUGACAGCGGCCUAUCCAGAGGAGCCAGUGAGGGUUUCGAGGCCGAAGAUGGUGGAAUCGGAAGCCCAAUGUAUCAUUGGGCAGCAGGAAUGGGAGGUUUGGUUGGGACGUUGCCUAGAGGGCAAGAGCCUAGCAGAGUACGGGAUUCAUAUGGAAGACGUGGAGUUCGCUGUCAGGGUUACCGAACUUCUGGAGGCUCCACGGGCCGCUCGGGCAGUGUGGAAACGAAGGUUCCAGGAACCCAACCCUGUGUCAAUGUUACACUAUAUCUUCCAUUGUCGAGCUGUACUGCAAACCUAUUUGGCUACGCCUGCUGGAUACAGGGGACUGGUGGGAGCGCGGGCGAGUCUGCUCGUAAAGGUGCCCCAGUCUGUCACCUCGCUCGAGCUCAAAACGGCUUGGGCAUACCUAGAUUCGGGCAUAUAUCUCCGUGUUGCCCGAUAUUACAGGCGAAAACGAGAGGAGGAGCGCCUCCACGAGGCCCGGGAAUCCAUGCGAGCGGCAAGGGCCAAAUCGGCAGCGAUCCCUCAGGGCGGUGUUGUGGACACCACCUCUUCGAGCUCCGACGAGGAGUCCUUGCUCCUUGGAGAAGGAGAAGUUACGGCGCUGAACAGGGCCCAGGGCCAAGAAGAUUUAUCCGACAUCGCCAUAUGGCGCACGUUGGAAGAACUUACAGGCCAGAGGCUGUCCCAAUUGGAUGGCUUCGUUGGGGCCGACGAGGGAAAUCAGCCCGCCGAGGCGGGACAGCCGGCACCGCCGAGCCCGGCUUCCUCGAUGCCACCUGGAGAACUGGGUCUCAGCACCUACGCUUCCGGAGAGGAUGCAGAGUAUCAAAGACACGGCGUGAACAUCCCGCCGUCGGUUCCAAAAAGAUCUCGGCUACCAACGCCUCCGAGAGCUAUGAGUGCUUCUGCCACAGGACAGACUGCCCAGGAACGGGCAUUUGUGCUCAGCCCGCCAUCUUUAAGCCACAGUCAAGUGACUGCGCAGGUGAGGCAAGCCCUCGAAGAGGGCCAGAGGUUUUUGGAGAAUGGUUUCACGCCAGGACUGGAUCUUGGUAUCAUCGUGCUCCUCCUGACGGUCUACAGAGGAAGCUGCAGAGAGAACCAGACCAUAGGUCUUGAUUUCUUCUAUUUCGGAAAACUGAGGGUACUCUUGAUGAUGCACCUCGGUUCUAAGUAUACUGUCUCUCUUCCUGCGAUGCACCUCGAUGACCCUGACCUGCUCCACAACAUCAACCGUGUGAUUCGCGAAAUGGGAUUAGUCGGUAAAGCGGUUACAUUUCGGAUGGACCAAGAAGCGGCUCUUGGAGCCCUUGCCGAGAAACUCACUAAGUGCGAUAGCAGCCCUGCCAGCGCAACUUUGAUUGACGUGGUUCCGGGCUACAGGCCCCAGUCGAAGGGAUCGAUUGAGCGGCAGGUUGAAACUAUGAAGCAGGGUUUCUGGUCUGUUUGGUUGGACCUGGAGAAAGAGGUUGCUAAGGUGAAGCAGGAAACGGAAGCCGUUGAGCUUGGGAAGUAUCAGUUACCUUUGGGAGGUUUGCUUUGGCAAGCCUGUGUUUUCUAUGUUGCUAGGUGCUAUAACCUCUGGUGUACUAGCGUCGGGGAUUCGAGCACUAGCAUAGAUCGACUGCAUGAGGAGAUUGUGAACCGAACUCGGACGAGACCGUUCGGGUGUCUGGUUCAAGCUCAGGUCAGUAAGUCCAAGGCGCACCAUGAUAAGUUCAGGGGCGCCCGGACCGUGAAAGCGGUUUAUCUGGGACCGGUGCACGCCAAAGGUGGCGGCAUCUUUGCCGUCCCUGUCGGAAGCAGGGAAAUAGAUAUAUUCCCCGUCGCCAGAAUGAUUCAGGGAGGUGACAUCUACGAUGCCAAGACCCUGGAAGAGCUAUCUUUAGCUAAGCCUCUUCUGCAGGACACUGAGGACCCCGAGAGGCCCAUACUGUUUGAUCCGUUGGAGGCUCCUGGUGAUGAUGCUCCUGAUGAGGGGGCUGGUGUGGGAAUGGAUGAAGAUGGUGAUGAAGAGAUGAUUGAAAAUGAGCUUGCUGACUAUUCUCCGUCGGAAGCGCCUGAGAACCAGGAGGUUGUGAACGAUGAGGGGGAUAUGGAAAUAGACUGGCUCACGAAUCACUAUCUUGAGUCCCUGUUUCGAGGGUCUGACCUGCGAGCCACCUCCACUGCAGUUGCAAAGUCGUUUGAUUUGAAGUUUGGGGGUACGAAGAUAAGGUGUGCUGUUCCUCAGAACGCUGUGUCUGAGACUUCGGGAGAGAAGCUAGAACCCGAUCUUCUUUACGCAUCAAUGAAGCUUGAGUUGGAAGAGUUGGAAUCCUUCAAGGUUGGGGAAGUGAUCCCUGAGCGCGAAGCUCGCCGUCUUGCUAAGGAAAACGGCAGGCGAGUUUUGACUAGCAGGUGGGUCAACACGGUCAAGAAGAAGGGACUGUAUAGAUCUAGGCUAGUCGUGCGGGAUUAUGCCUCUAUGGGAGGUACCACCUUGAGUGAGGGAAUCUACUCUCCUACUGCUUCAUUGGAAGGUCUGAGAUUGCUUCUGUCAAUGCUCUGCCGACGUGGCAGUGUGUUGUCCUGCGAUGUCUCGGUAGCGUUCAUGCAUGCUCCCGUAGCGAGGGCAGAAUUCGUAGAGUUGCCGAAUAAUGUGAGCACCCAGGGGACUGGGGAACGAGUUUUCGUCAAAUUGCGUAAAGCGAUGAACGGAUUGCGCUCUGCUCCAUUAUCUUGGUAUUGCGAGUUGGCUGAAUACUUGCGCUCUCAGAACUUCGAAGCAAGUUUGGACCCAACUAUAUUCCGUCGUCUUACUAGGAAGGGUUUGACGAUUGUGUUGUUUUAUGUGGAUGACUUGCUGAUCUAUAGUGAAGAUGAAGCUGAGGGGCGCCGGUUCUAUGAGGAGUUGCGUAAGAGAUACAAAAUGAAACUUACGGGCGAGUUGAUUCAAGAUUGCCCCGGGGAAGUUUCGUUUCUCGGUCGGCGGAUCUUUCGCCGUGAGAAAGGGGAACGUACGGUUUUUUUCGGGCUAGACGAACAGUACCUGAGUUCCUGUUGCGAGGAGUACGGAAUCACCAAACCUGCACCAAAGCUCCCUUCCCUUGAACGCCGCUAUGCUGAGUUGCUGAAGAAAGGCCAGACUGAGCUGAUCAGUCCAGCCGCUCACGAAAGGUACAGAAGGACUCUGGGCUGUUUGGCCUGGGCGGCUCUGUCACGACCAGACCUGCAGUUUGUGUGUGGGUUUCUGGGCCGCCACCAAGCAGCUCCUGACGAGGCUGCCGAGACCUGUAUGAGGGAUGUCCUUCGUUGGGUCAAGGGUCUUCCGCACAAGGUCCAGAGGUUUCCUAGCAAAAGGGAGAUCUUGGAAGAUGAUGCGGACCCUGCCUCUGUAUCUUGUUUUACGGACGCGAGCUGGAGUCUGAAUUCGGUAAGUGGCGGGAUCAUUACGUGGGAGAACUGUUCCCUGAAAAGCUUCAGCAGGAAACAAACGACUACCGCACUCUCCAGUGCGGAAGCAGAACUCGCUGCACUCACAGAGGUUGCUCGUGAAGGGUUGUACAUUGCUUUGCUUGUGGAGACCAUCCGCGAGGGUAUGCCGAAAGACAGGGAAACCGGUUAUUAUGUUCUUAAGGGAUAUUCUGAUUCCGAAUCGGCGGUUUGUGUAUCGAAGAUGCAGACCCUCCUGAGGAAAGUGAGGCACAUCGAACUGCGUGCCGCAUUCCUUCAGGAGCUGGUGGCCAGGGGUCGUUUUACUAUAGAACACAUACCGGGAGUGAUAAACCCUGCGGACGCCCUCACGAAGAGUCCCACCAACGAAAGUUUGGCUAGUUUGUACGAUGCCUCUGGCCUUGUGGAUGAACCGAAGGCCUGGGAGAGUGAGCCUACUGAGGUGCACGUGUCUUUUGAAGAGCCCAAUGAAAACGAACGUUUUACUCCGUCUGUUCCGCCUUCCUGGAAAGCCGCUGCUUUGAAGCUAGCUCGUGGUGAAGCUAAGUACGUAGUGGUUGAACUGUGUUGUGAAGAAGGAAGUGCGUUGUCCAAAGCCUGCUCGAAGGUCCCCGAGAUCGCCUACUUUGGGGUGACUAAGGAAGUUGAUCUUCUGAGCUAUAAUGGCUUGCACCUGAGGUUUAAGAAGGGAGGAAAGGCCCUGGAGAAGUGGAGAGCGGCUCUGGCCGUUCACAAGAGGUCCUGGAAAAGGAUCGAGAAGCUGUUGGAGCCUUACGUGGGUGCCGACGUGGCCAGCCUUGAGGCCUGCAUUCUAGAGCUCUCAAACAGGACGGCAGCAGAAGCACAAGGAAGUGCAAAGAGAGCUGGCUGUAUGCUGAUCGCAUUUCAGCCCACCCGUGUUGUGCAGUUUGUGGUGCAGCGUGGCCUCGACAGGCCGCCCAGGCAGAGUAAGGAGCGAAAGCCCGGCAAGGCGGCACUCGCUUUGCACACAGUGUGGGAGAAGUUGACUCCCGAAGCCCGACUGGCGAUCGAAGAAGCUGGGUGGAGGCCUCCAUCCGCGGCAGCGGUUGUCCCGCCUCCGGGUCUCGGCGAUUUUGAUGUUGACAUGGAUGCAUCUGAGGCCUGCGAGGCUAAGCAGAAGCUGUGGUCUGAAGCCACGGAGCAGCAGAAAGAGCUCAUGCUCAAGGCAGGCCUCAAGCCGCCGGAGCAAACUCCGGCUCCCACCUCUUAUGAAGUUGGAACCGCAGCAAAUGCAGCUUUUCGUAAGGCCACGGUUGCACUGAAAUUGCUUGGAGACAAGAAGAUUAGCUUGCAGAAGCGUAUCGACCAAGCUAAGGAGCAAUACAACGCAAGACUGACCGAGAUGAAACAGUUGCAGACCAAAAUUGAAGAGGCGCAGCAACAGGUUGCAGAUGCGGGCGAGGAGCUUACCACCAAAGUCCUGGCCCAAGAUGAAUCUUUGAACGGCGAAAUUGCGCAGUUUCUUGAGAAGUUUGGGAUUUCCUUGACUGAAGAGCAGGAAGCAAAGAUUGCCGCAGUGCGUGCCGGCACACAUGGAACCCCUGACAGCCAGGCUUUUGACCUUAAGGCCGCAGCACCCAACACGCAAGAGGUGCCCAAGAAAUCUGAGCCAGCGCAGAACGGACAGCGUGGCACCAGAUCCAGGUCGCCAAGAAAGACGCAAGAGGCUGCCGCUGAGAAGGAGGCCUACAUGUAUCAGAGCAUUCUCGUAUGGGCCUUCCACGAAUCGGAAAGCCCCUGCAUCCAGACGGGUCGCAAGCUGGCCAUGAAUUUUCAUUUCCGCGUUGCUGUGCGCCCUGCAGGCUGCACUCAGGCUGACCAGGUGCUUGUGCAUUCAACUUGGUCGGGCAGUGCUCUCGCUCAGUCUGGUGAUCCAGGGGUUUCGGCCCUUUGGGCCAGCUUGCUGCAAGGGCUGGAGCAUAUGUGUCAUGUACAAGUGCUUCAAGCUGUGGAGGCCCUAGAGGCGGGCCAAUAUAUUCUUGAAGAUACCUUUCCCUGGUUUGCUGCUGAGCUUGCUGUUGAAGCCGGUGAUGAUGUUCCUUGGCACGUUGCAGCCUCGGCUAUCAGGGAUGUCAUCGCAAAUCUUGAAUCCAAUGCCGACGGAAAGAAAUUGCUGUUAGUCAGCUCCAAUGUCACCAAGUGGCGCAAGUCCUUAGCAACCUUUCUUGCGGGGAUCAGGCCAGACCUCUGGCUGGUACAGGAAACACACAUUAAGGAGGAGCAAGGGGAUUUGCUGGCCACUCAUGUUGGGGCCUUUGGCUAUCAGGCCUUCAGCUUGCCAGGUGUUGGUUUUCAGUCUGUUGUUCUGCGCAUCCGGGGUGUUGAUAUCUUCCUCGUCAAUGUUUACUUGAAGACAGGGGAGGGCGACUUCAACGAAGACAUCAGUGUUCUGGUGACCACCAGUUUGGCGCAGGUUGCUCUGGCCCUCAGCCUGAUCUGGAGUCUGCCUGUGCCGGGCACUGGGGUCGAGGCUGCCUGCCCAAAUUUCGCCGUGACAAACUCCUGUGCUACGCCCUCGGCUUUUCCAGAGUUGAUUCAGGUAUCGGAGCAACAAUUUCGUCACCAUUCCAAAUUGUGGAUGCAGAAGCAGAGCGCAAGCUACGGUAAGUGGCUAAAGCAGGCUUCGUGUAAAGGCUUGCGUGGCCUCUUUACCAGUGUUAAAGCGGAUGAAGCUGUCCAGCUUCGCCCUUUCUUGCACCAGCCUGUGCAGGAGCGCAUCUACCUUAGGUGGAGGCAGUGGUUUGAGCUUUGGUCCGCGCCGGGUGGGGUCGACCCGGCGCUCCUCAGUGAUCUCAGGCAACGUGCCCGAAUGCAGGCCAAGGAGCUUGGGCCGAUUCCCCUAGAUCAGGCGGUUGCGGCGUUCAAGCGAGUGCCCAGCAAGGCACCAGGUCUAGACGGGUGGACAUUUGAGAUGUUAAAAAAUUUGCAGCGACCGGCUGUUGCAUCCAUCAUUUCAUUUCUUCACCACUGUGAAACUGAGGCCACUUGGCCUGCCCAGAUGGUGUUUGCACUUAUAGCCCUCCUCCCAAAAAGCGAGAAGCGGGAGAGACCAAUAGCACUUUUGCACGUGCUUUACCGCACUUGGGUGCGCAUGAGGUGGAAAUUGGUCUCCGAUUGGCAAUUCCAGUACUGUAAAGCCGCGGUCUGGGAUAAGGCAAUGCCUGGGAGUCAAGUGCUGGACGUCGCUUUGGGACGCUUACUUAGAGGCGAGGCGGCUAGACAGUCCGGUCAGCACUUAGUUACAAUUUUCAUUGAUAUGGAGACUUUCUAUGAUAGAUGCCGUUUUAAUGAUGUCAUUUCUUCUGGCCUUUCUUUGGGGUACCCUCCCCUGGUAUUGCACCAGGCCCUUCUUACUUACAUGGGCCCGCGUUUUCUUCAAUCUGAAGGGUCUUUGUGCCCGGCCAUUACUCCCACGAAGGGGGUCCUGGCUGGGUGCCCGGCCGCCCCGUCUAUCAGCAAACUUGUUGUGCACCCCAUUGCAGUUGCGGCCACUUCCAAGCGUGCGACAUCCAAUUUGGACGUAUGGAUAGAUGAUCUGUCCCUUGACUGUGUCGGUGCCUCGGCCAAGCAGAUUGCCUCAGACGCUGUGCUGCUUUUUCGCAGCCUGCGUACCAGCAUCGAGGCAACUGGUGCCCGUGACCACCGCGCGGCAUGUGUUGCUUGGGCCAUUGCGGCAUAUGAGCUUGCACCG